AUGGCGACCGGUUCACCACCCUCACAAACAACCCUCGACAUCCUUGGCGAGAUCACGUCGCUUGGCGAUGGCCUCAAGAGCGGGUCGCAGGGCGCAAGAGAGGGUCUUCUAUCCGCAGCGUCGCGGUUGAUAGCAGAGCUUCAGCACCCGACCGAAAAUGCAUUGCAGCUCCUCUGGGCGCAACCCACGCACCUAGCCGUGAUACGCAUGGCGGUAGAGAUCAAACUAUUCCAAGCCAUGGAAUCCACGCCCGCGACAGGCGAGAGCAGCGCCUCGAUCGCAGCGCGCUGCACACCAGAGGGCGCCGUGGACCCCGUGGACCCCGUCCUCGUAGCGCGUAUGCUACGCCAUCUCGCGGCUAUGUCGACAGUGCGCGAACUGGGCCCGGACGUCUUCGCGCCCUCGCCCACGUCGCGCGCCUUCGCGAGCGACAAGUACCAGGACACGAUUCUGUAUAUCGUCGAUAACUUCCAGCCCGCGCUCGACGCCGGGCCCAGCUACUUCCGCGCGAAUGCAUUUCAGACGCCCAACUCGAGCGUCGAUGCUCCGUUCCAGCAUGCCUUCAACUGCAAGGGGACGCACUACUUCGAGUACUUCGACAGGGUGGAUCGCGAGAUGGGCAGGCGGUUUGCGAGCAUGAUGGAUGUGUGGAGUAUGGGGCGGCAGAGGUGGUUUGACGCCGACUACUAUCCGGUCGCUGAGCGACUAAUCGCCGGCGCCGAGACGACCGCGAGUGGCGAGGAUAGCAGUGAAGAGAAGACGUUCCUGGUCGACAUCGGCGGCGGAACAGGCCACGACAUCAAAGGCCUACGCGCCGCCUUCGGCGACCAAAUCCCAGGGAAACUGAUCCUACAAGACCGCCCCGAGGUCAUCGACCUCGCGGCCGUAGAUGCCGGCGACGAGAAAAUGGCACACGAUUUCCUCACCGAGCAGCCCAUCAAAGCCGCACGCGCCUACUUCCUACACAGCAUAAUCCAAGACUGGCCCGACAGCACCAACGCGCAAAUCCUGCGCUCCUUGAUCCCCGCCAUGAAGCGCGGCUACUCGAAGCUGCUCAUCAACGACUUCGUGCUGCCCAACGCGGGUGCGCACUGGAGCCAGACGGCGCUGGACUGGGAGCUGAUGGCGUCGCUGGGGGCGCGGCAUCGCACUGUUGCCGAGCACGCGGCGCUGUACGAGGGGGUUGGGUUGAGGAUUGCCGGGGUUUGGAAGCAUCCGCGGGGGUUGGAUGCGCUGGUUGAGUUGGAGUUGGCAUAG
This is a messenger RNA of Ascochyta rabiei, 1257 nucleotides long. RefSeq lists its product as uncharacterized. Gene Ontology annotation, molecular function: O-methyltransferase activity. The record is from RefSeq and is a predicted model, not a curated record. The coding region runs from base 1 to 1257 and encodes 418 amino acids. The transcript has 2 exons. NCBI's taxonomy places the organism in Eukaryota, Fungi, Ascomycota, Dothideomycetes, Pleosporales, Didymellaceae.